AUGGCUCCAAAACACAACAAUAUGAUACACAACAACCACUUCCACAAACAGUGGCAAAACUAUGUGAGGACAUGGUUUGAUCAGCCUGGACGUAAGAAGCGCAGACGUGUUGCUCGUCAGAAGAGGGCUCUUCAGAUUGCUCCCCGACCUGUGGCUGGUGCUCUUCGACCCAUUGUCCGCUGUCCAAGGAAGUUUAUGUUGUGGUUCUAUUCCCGACCUGCUCCGAAAUGAGACCUCCUCGACUUCCAUCCGAGGACAAAAUAACAGAAUGGAACUCAAGACAUGUACACUGUACACUAUUGUCUAACCUGUAUAGAACGUAUGCUGAAGUCACAGAAAUAGAUACUGUAAACUUCCACUUCAUCUUGUACGCCCUCCCCCCCCCCUCCCUUAGUUAUAGGCCAAUCUAGCUGUGAACAAAAAUAAAUACACCUGGUUAACCCCUUACCCCCUCUAAAAUGUAUCGACAUGAAACUAUGUACUGUUUAAAAAAUGAGCAGGAGUGUAUUAUGUUUGGGGGCACAAAUUUUGGCCAAGUUUGCCUCAUAACUUUGAGCAUUUUUUAGCAUGAUCGAUUAUCACUCAGCUUAAUAUUUUCACAAUCAAUGAACAGCAAUUAUGGAUGAUCAGCAUAGGACUCUUGAAAAUUUCCAGAAUAAUAUUAUCCCAAGGAUAAUUAAGUGAAGUUAUCUAUCAAGGAAUAAUUAUCUUGAGCAGGGAUGUAGCUAAUAGUCAGUUGCUGGCUAAUUUCACUGGCUGAAUAUAUGGAGUACUGUUGAAGGUGCACAAAUUGUGUAAAAGAGCUGGCUUGGCUUAUUGAAAAACCUACUUACCACAAAGUAACCAUCUAUCCCACUAAUAAUGUCAGUUAAUUUCUACAUUGAUUAGUAUUCUUUUUUCAGAGGUAUUUGCUUCUGGUUUGUCCUGUUUUGUUAUCCUUAUUUAUUCUUUUUUUGUCUUGAGGUUAAUUUUUUGGAUUGAGAUCACAGAUCUGUCAAAUGUUUACAUGACACUGUGCUUUCAUUUCAGGCUGCUGGUAUCUCGUGCAAAGUUGCUCCCACAAUCGGUAUUGCAGUUGAUCAUAGGAGGAAAAACAGAUCGGCUGAAUCUCUUCAAGCUAAUGUUCAAAGGUUGAAGGAGUACAAGAGCAAACUGAUUGUCUUCCCAAAGAAGGCUAGCAAGCCCAAGCAGGGAGACAGUGAGGUAUGUAUUGGAGUGUAAUCUCAACAGCCAUGGGGUUAAAACGCCCUUAAACAUGUUGUCAAAGUCAACCACUGCCCAGUUUACUCAGCUGGAGGAGUUCUGGUCUACUGCGGGCAAGUUCAUGUUGGAGAGGCUGUGAUUUAAAGGGACCGUGUCACAAUUGUCUAUUUUCAUCUUGUUAAUAAUGCCAAGUAGGUGUUCUUAUUCGCCAUGGAACUUGAGAAGGUAUUUAUAAAAUCACAGCUUUGUGGCUAACAAAUAUGUCUCCUAAGUAGUACAUGUAUAAUCAAUCGUUACAACCUCGGAAAGGAAUUUUGAAAACUGUUAGGCUAACAAAUUUUCAUAAACCACAAUUACAAUCUGUUUCAAUCUUGCUCCAAGUUUGUCUGUCCAUUCCUCCUUUUGUAUUUGCUGUGUUAGUUAGACCUUCUUUUCAUAUUUUGAGCUGUUAUUUUUGUGUUGUACUCAGUUUAGUGGCAGUUCCCCCUGUUUGAAAAUUUAAUUAAUUGUGACACAGCUCCUUUAAGAACUUUUCUCAGUUGAUGGUAGCAUUGGGCAGUGAUGUUGGCCUUGUCUCCUUCAGACCACUUUUCAAUUUGAAGAAGGCUUAAAAGAACCCAGACUGCUGUUCUAUUUGAAUCUCAUUCAAAUUGUGUUGUAUUUACUUACUUAAAAGAGUGUUCAGAUCUGGGUAGUGCUUCUGAUUUGUCAUCCGACAAAGGAAAUUUGCUUAAAUCAAUCAGAAGCUCUACCCAAGUCUGGGCUAGUGCUUCUGAUUAGUCAUGUUGUGAGGCAAAUAAUAUUUGCUUCAACCAAUCAAAAGCACUACCCAGAUUUGGGUAGCGGCAUGUCAUCAGUGUAGAAUUUCUGCUGAGGCACUUUAUCAGGAACAGAGCCUAUUCAAGGCUGUGAAUGACUCGGAAGUGAGCAGAUGGAAGUAAUCUGUCAUUGUUCUUUGCUUAACUUUAGCCUGCUGAACUUUCCAAUGCCAAGCAACUGCAAGGUCCUGUUAUACCCAUCCAACCAUCACGCCUGCCAAUCAAGGCUCGCAAGAUCACAGAUGAGGAAAAGAAUACCAGUGUGUUCAAGAGCAUGCGUAUUGCACGUGCUAAUGCCAGGCUGAUUGGCAUCAGAGAGAAGAGAGCAAAGGAACAAGCCGAGCAAGAUGCUAUUAAGAAGAAAUAA
Molecule: messenger RNA, 2388 nt
Organism: Porites evermanni
Lineage: Eukaryota; Metazoa; Cnidaria; Anthozoa; Scleractinia; Poritidae
Source: the annotation of a GenBank genome assembly